AUGACUUAUCUCUCUCAAGAGGCAGAGCGGCCAAAGCGUAUUGGCACAGUUCCUGGUCAUUUGGUGAUCAAUCGUGGGAGGGAAGAAGGUAAUUCUCGACUUUACCAUGACUAUUUUUCUAAUAACCCUACAUAUAGUGCAAACCUAUUCCGUAGAAGGUUCCGGAUGCACAGGAGUUUAUUCCUUCGUAUAGUCAAGGCGGUACGUGAGCAUGACAACUUCUUCGUACAGAAGAUGGAUGGUGUCGGCAAACUUGGGCUAUCAACUUUACAAAAAGUUACAUCGGCAUUUCGCAUGUUGGCGUAUGGAACAUCAGUAGAUAGUACUGACGAAUAUGUUAGGAUCGGUGAGUCAACUAUAAUUGUAUGUUUAAAUAGAUUUUACAGAGCAAUUGUAGAAGUAUAUGGAGAUGAAUAUCUGAGGACCCCCAAUGUCGAUGAUGUUGCAAGGUUAUUGCAAAAGGGCGAAGAAAGAGGUUUUCCAGGAAUGUUAGGAAGUCUAGACUGUAUGCAUUGGCAAUGGAAAAAUUGUCCAACAGCAUGGGCAGGACAAUACUCAGGUCGUCAUGGAGGUCCAACCAUUAUUUUUGAGGCAGUAUCAUCAUAUGAUCUAUGGAUAUGGCAUGCAUACUUUGGCUUACCAGGAUCCAAUAACGAUAUUAAUGUAUUACAGUCGUCUAUUUUGUUCGACAAUCUAUCACAAGGUAUUGCUCCUCCUGCUCAUUACACAAGUCUAGGAAAAAAUUAUGAUGUCGGUUAUUAUUUGGUCGAUGGCAUAUAUCCGAAAUGGCCAACACUUGUUCAAUGUCGGUUAUUAUUUGGUCGAUGGCAUAUAUCCGAAAUGGCCAACACUUGUUCAAACCAUUUCUAA
Molecule: messenger RNA, 870 nt
Organism: Asparagus officinalis (garden asparagus)
Lineage: Eukaryota; Viridiplantae; Streptophyta; Magnoliopsida; Asparagales; Asparagaceae
Exons: 1
Coding region: 1-870 (289 amino acids)
Source: RefSeq, a predicted model, not a curated record